Tachysurus fulvidraco (yellow catfish) is the source of this 2018-nucleotide messenger RNA. It is a transcript of the gene gnb5a, whose product is annotated as guanine nucleotide binding protein (G protein), beta 5a. NCBI's taxonomy places the organism in Eukaryota, Metazoa, Chordata, Actinopteri, Siluriformes, Bagridae. The record is from RefSeq and is a predicted model, not a curated record. The transcript is spliced from 11 exons. Gene Ontology annotation, biological process: G protein-coupled dopamine receptor signaling pathway; G protein-coupled receptor signaling pathway. The coding region runs from base 207 to 1268 and encodes 353 amino acids. Gene Ontology annotation, cellular component: heterotrimeric G-protein complex; cytoplasm. Gene Ontology annotation, molecular function: protein binding; signaling receptor complex adaptor activity.
CUCACAGGAUGCUGGAAACAGGUUAUCUUUCCCAUGACGUCACAUCAGCUGCAUCCGCCUCUCGCGCUCUAUUGCAUCCUGUCAAAGCUCCAUCAGGUCGUGUUCGGGAUAUAUAUUAAAUAUAAUACUACAACUAGUGAAAAUAACGCGCUUUGCUCAGGUCAACGUUUUAUCCAGGAGGUAAACCUCUCAUCCAGGAGGUAAAUAUGGCUGCUCAGGAUAUGCAGCCGAAUGAAACCGUAGCGAAGCUGAAAUCUGAGUCGGAGACGCUGAAGUCGAAGCUGGAAGAGGAGCGGGCCAAGUUGCAUGAUGUGGAGUUGCACCAGGUGGCAGAGAAGGUGGAGUCUCUGGGCCAAUUCGUCAUGAAGACAAGGAGAACUCUGAAAGGACACGGCAAUAAAGUGCUUUGCAUGGACUGGUGUAAAGACAAGAGGAGAAUUGUGAGCUCGUCCCAGGAUGGAAAGGUGAUUGUGUGGGAUGCAUUUACAACCAACAAGGAGCAUGCGGUGACCAUGCCAUGUACAUGGGUGAUGGCCUGUGCAUAUGCCCCUUCUGGAUGUGCAGUAGCAUGUGGUGGACUUGACAACAAGUGUUCUGUGUACCCACUAUCUCUGGAUAAGAACGAGAACCUGGCAGCGAAGAAGAAGUCCGUAGCAAUGCACACCAAUUACUUGUCUGCCUGCAGCUUCACCAACUCAGACAUGCAGAUCCUGACAUCGAGUGGUGAUGGAACAUGUGCAUUGUGGGAUGUAGAAAGUGGGCAGCUGCUCCAGAGUUUUCAUGGUCAUGCAGCUGAUGUGCUUUGCCUGGACCUCGCUCCGUCUGAGACUGGCAACACCUUUGUCUCUGGGGGCUGUGAUAAGAAGGCAAAUGUAUGGGACAUGCGCACAGGACAAUGCAUCCAGUCAUUUGAAACCCAUGAGUCAGAUAUUAACAGUGUGCGAUACUAUCCAAGUGGAGACGCAUUUGCCUCUGGUUCAGAUGAUGCUACUUGCCGUUUGUACGAUCUGAGGGCCGACAGAGAAGUGGCCAUUUAUUCCAAGGAGAGCAUCAUAUUUGGAGCUUCCAGUGUAGAUUUCUCUCUCAGUGGCAGACUACUGUUUGGUGGCUACAACGAUUACACCAUCAACGUGUGGGACGUUCUGAAGGGGACCCGAGUAUCCAUUUUGUUCGGACACGAGAACCGAGUCAGUACUCUUCGCAUCUCUCCAGAUGGGACAUCCUUCUGCUCAGGGUCCUGGGACCACACUUUACGGGUCUGGGCUUGAACAGCAGCUUGCUUUGCCUGCUAGAUUCUCACUGGCAUUGACAUCAACAGCAACAUUCACUAGAACAACUAUUAACUUAACGUGUUGGAUUUAUAAGAAAUGCACAGUAGAUUAGAACAGGAUUAAAGAAAGACUGUAGUCUACAGACAAGAGCACAAUGUUUAUUAGUUGUUAUUGUUUGUUUUUUUUUGUUUUUUUGAUAAAUACAGGACCAAAUCUUGGCCAGAAACACUAGCUUUAUCUGAAAUCUUAUACUAUGGGCAGAUUAUCAAAGUAAAUACUUCUCACUAAUUCAUGAAGUGCAUGCAAUUUCUAAACAACACUAUAAAUAAUGCGCUAUCACUUCACACUGUCUGUGUUUAUACCUGUCACCUGCUAUCUUCAACUACCAGUGAAAUAAACAGCUAGAGCUUGAAGAGAAUAAGUUAAUAUAUCGACGUCAACAAUUGUGAAGAAGUUUUGUCUUAUUUAUAAUUUAAAGCGGCAGUUGCCUUAUUUUUAAUUUUUGUUUUUAUUUUAUUGUAAUUUUUUAAUUGUACAUAUUUAAAAUAGCAAGAUCGUACAUGGACGUUACAUGGAAUUGGAAUACAUGGAUUUCAGCUAGAACUGUAUUCUUCUUUCUUCUAUACUUCAUCACUAUAUUAAUAACCAGCCCUCGUACACACUCCUGUAACUGACCUUUUUUUUUGUUACCUUUAUGUCUAGACAGAUAUAACAUAAGUCAUUAAACAUAUCUAAAUUGCAAAUGUA